UGCGAAUACUGAUCUUCUUGUGCAUUCUCCCAUCAUGCGACUGUAUUUCUAUUUCUAGCCACCCAGUUGAAGUAGUUGGGAUACUGCGUUGUAACACCAAACCCGCUGUUAACGUGGAUAUGAUGCUGGUAGAAAAAGGAGCUUCUUCCAGACGAAUCCUGGCUCUUUCCGAAUCGCGCCGCCAAGGUUCUUUCAGAAUUUCAGGCCAUGCUAGAGAUACAACCCGAACACGACUUUUCAUCUAUCAUAGAUGCAACUAUAAAGGGAUUGGCUACAAGAAGCUCACCAUAAAGAUCCCACAAUAUCGUGUACACAAAGUCAAAGGAGUAUCAAAAAAUCUCUACAGUACAAGACUACUGGAACUCGCCGAGGAGCACAAGCACAACGGACAAAGGAUCGAUGUCGUUGAAGGGCUUCCCGCAGUAAUGGUUGCAAGAAACCGGGGCGGCUAAGUUACACAAGAUGAAUAAAGACUUCCUCAUUCGACCGCAACUUUUAGGUGUAUGGGAC
Molecule: messenger RNA, 510 nt
Organism: Cylicocyclus nassatus
Lineage: Eukaryota; Metazoa; Nematoda; Chromadorea; Rhabditida; Strongylidae
Source: the annotation of a GenBank genome assembly